Molecule: messenger RNA, 882 nt
Organism: Cladophialophora bantiana CBS 173.52
Lineage: Eukaryota; Fungi; Ascomycota; Eurotiomycetes; Chaetothyriales; Herpotrichiellaceae
Exons: 2
Coding region: 1-882 (293 amino acids)
Cellular component (GO): cytoplasm
Molecular function (GO): oxidoreductase activity, acting on the CH-OH group of donors, NAD or NADP as acceptor
Source: RefSeq, a predicted model, not a curated record
AUGGGGACGGUGGUGCCAGAUAGGGCGCCGAAGCUCACUUCUCGCAUUCAAUCUUGUUUGCCUCGGGAUAACCAUAGCACUGACCCGGCGGGUAUUGUAGGUAUUGUGCAUUACUUGACCAAAUGUGGUGUCAAAGUCUUGAUUGGCGACUUGCAGCCACCAACGGACCCAAUCGAUGGCCCGAUUUUCCAAAAGGCGGACGCUGGGAGCUGGGAGGAGCUGCUCGCCCUGUUCAAAAAGGCGCAGGAAGUAUUUGGCCGAAUUGAUAUCGUCGUGCCCAACGCUGGGUUUGGCGACCGUGGCGACUAUUACUUCCGCCAGGAUGCCGACGGAGAUCCCCUAAAGCCCGAGUUCCAGUGUCUCCAAGUCACCCUGAUCGGCCAGAUGUACACGGUGAAGUUGGCGAUGCAUUUCAUGCGCUCCCAAAAUCCCCAGGGCGGAGUCAUUGUGUCGACAGUGUCGCGAAGUGGCUACGACUGCCAAAGCAUUCCCGUUUAUGCCGCGGCCAAACAUGGCAUGAUCGGGCUGAUGCGUGGGCUGAGAAACCAUACGCCAACCUGGAAUAUCCGAGUGAACUCGAUCGCUCCCCAUGUCACAGACACAGCGGCAGUGAGGAGAGUGGAUUGGUUGGUUCCAGAGCUGAAGAGAGUCGGUAUCCCGGUGAGCACAGUAGAGGAGACGGCGAGAGCUGCGGCCUUCUUGGCUGCCAAUGAAGCGUAUAACGGCUGUACCAUCAGCAUCAUGGGGAGUGAGUAUCGCGAGUUGGAAAGCGGCGUCGAGAGACACAAGCAAGAUGUCAUGGGAAACGAUCCGAGAUUCAACAUGAGUCCUGAGCAGCAGGAGGUGAUGAACACGAUAUUCCCGCCGGGUUCAAAGUGGUAA